Messenger RNA from Ictidomys tridecemlineatus (thirteen-lined ground squirrel), 914 nucleotides. RefSeq names its product succinate dehydrogenase assembly factor 3, mitochondrial. Gene Ontology annotation, cellular component: mitochondrial intermembrane space; mitochondrion. The record is from RefSeq and is a predicted model, not a curated record. Gene Ontology annotation, biological process: mitochondrial respiratory chain complex II assembly; succinate metabolic process. Lineage: Eukaryota; Metazoa; Chordata; Mammalia; Rodentia; Sciuridae.
AUGCCUGGAACGCACGUUUCUCAGGUCCAUAGCUUAUGUAGGCGGAUCUUGCAACUACACCGGGUUCUACCCUUGGACCUUAAAUCUCUGAGUGACCAGUACGUGAAGGACGAAUUUAGGCGACAUAAGAUCAUUGGUUCUGACGAGGCCCAGCGUUUCUUGCAGGAAUGGGAGGUGUAUGCAUCAGUGUUAUGGGAACAAGCUAAUGAAUACAGACAAAAUUCAACUGAAAGAGCAUGUUUUGGCACCUCCUUCCCAGAGGGAAAACUUAAUGACUUUCGUGAUGAGCAAAUUGGACAGUUACAAGAACUGAUGCGAGAAAUUACUAAACCCAACAGGCAAUUUAGUAUCACGGAGUCUACAAAACGAAAAUUUUAGUAAAUACAGUAAAGUUUGACAAAAUAUAAAAUUUAGAACCUUUUAAUUAUCAUUGGAUUUUUAAAGUUAUUAUUUCAUCCUUACGUAUUAUUUUAUUUUUGGCUUUUAUGAAUGCAGUAUGUGGAUCAGGAUCACCAGCAGACAACUGGAAAACUUUAGGACAUUGUUGGAAUAGCAGUAUUUACUGAAUGAAAUUUGAUUUUGUGCAUUAAAUAAGGAAGCCUCCAAAAUGAAAUAUUGAGAACUUUUUGUAUACAAGUUUGUUUUAAAUGCUGAUGUCCAAGCAUUAGAGAUUUUCUUUUGCUACAUCAGUCAAGUAUAUCAUAAUGAAAAAUGUAGAAUUUCAACAAGUUUAUUAGAUUGUCAUUCUGAAAGUAUCAUUUCCACUUUAAUAAUUGCAUAGAUGAUUAUUCUGCAUGUCUCCUUCUGACUCAUUGUUUAUUCACAAUGAAAUGUUAAAGAGAAGCUUUAAUACUCAGUAUUAUAUUAUCAUUUGCAUACCAGAUUAUACAAAGUAUAAUAAUGUUUCUACAGUA